AAGCUCGCUGCUGUUUCCCAAUGACAGGCUCAAUAUUCAGAGCCUGAUGCUUUCUCACGAGAAAUCAACAGGAAGGAUACAGGCAGGAGGAAACCAGUCACACAAAUGCUUUGAGGAACCAAGGCAGCGGUGCUUUCUGCUCAGUCGCCAGAAGUGAUAAUUCUUCUUGCACUAAGACCUCAGGCCCGCAAGUACAGCUAACGUGAACUUCACCGAGGUGUGAAUGAGAGCGGCUCUCUGCAGUAUUUAGUGUCCAGUUUUUCCGGCUCCAAAGAACAGCAGCGUCGCAAUGCCCCCUCCUGCUGAUAUAGUGAAGGUGGCGAUAGAAUGGCCAGGUGCCUUCCCCAAGUUAAUGGAAAUCGAUCAAAAAAAGCCACUGUCCUCAAUAAUAAAAGAAGUCUGCGAUGGGUGGUCUCUUGCAAAUCAUGAUCAAUAUGCGCUGCAGCAUGCUGAUAGUUCUAAUUUCUACAUCACAGAGAAGAAUCGUAAUGAGAUAAAAAAUGGAGCGAUCCUUCGAUUAACAACAUCUCCAGCUCAAAACGCGCAGCAGCUCCACGAGAGGAUCCAGUCUUCUAGCAUGGAUGCAAAGUUAGAAGCACUGAAAGACUUAGCCAACUACUCACGGGAUGUUACGUUUGCCCAAGAAUUUAUAAACCUAGAUGGUAUUUCUCUCCUGACGCAAAUGGUUGAAAGUGGCACAGAACGAUAUCAGAAAUUGCAGAAGAUAAUGAAGCCCUGCUUUGGAGAUAUGUUGUCCUUUACACUGACUGCAUUUGUUGAGCUGAUGGAUCAUGGGAUUGUAUCGUGGGAUACAUUCUCUGUGGCAUUCAUUAAAAAGAUAGCAAGCUAUGUGAACAAAUUUGCCUCGGACAUCUCUAUCUUGCAACGGUCGCUAGCGAUCCUGGAAUCAAUGGUGCUCAAUAGCCAUGACCUGUACCAGAAGGUGGCACAGGAGAUCACAAUUGGGCAGUUAAUCCCACACCUCCAAGGGACAGAUCAAGAAAUCCAGACGUAUACCAUUGCAGUAAUAAAUGCACUUUUCCUUAAAGCACCGGAUGACAAGAGGCAGGAAAUGGCGAACAUUUUGGCACAAAAACAGCUUCGCCUCAUCAUCUUAACUCAUGUUAUCAGGGCUCAGAGAGCCAUCAAUAAUGAAAUGGCACAUCAGCUUUAUGUUCUGCAAGUGCUUACCUUUAACCUUCUGGAAGAUAGAAUGAUGACAAAAAUGGAUCCACAGGAUCAGGCUCAGCGGGAUAUUAUAUUUGAACUCCGAAGAAUUGCAUUUGAUGCAGAAUCUGAACCUAAUAACAGUAGUGGCAGUAUUGAGAAACGCAAAUCUAUGUAUACUCGAGACUACAAAAAGCUUGGAUUUAUUAACCAUGUAAACCCAGCAAUGGAUUUUACACAGACCCCUCCAGGAAUGCUAGCCCUCGACAAUAUGCUGUACUUCGCUAAACAUCACCAGGAUGCUUAUAUACGGAUUGUCCUGGAAAACAGUAGUCGAGAAGACAAGCAUGAGUGCCCAUUUGGCCGGAGUAGCAUUGAGCUGACAAAGAUGCUGUGUGAAAUACUGAAAGUAGGAGAGCUACCCAGUGAGACCUGCAAUGAUUUCCAUCCCAUGUUCUUCACCCAUGACAGAUCAUUUGAAGAAUUCUUCUGUAUCUGCAUUCAGCUCUUGAACAAGACAUGGAAGGAAAUGAGGGCAACUUCAGAGGACUUCAACAAGGUAAUGCAGGUAGUGAAGGAACAGAUAAUGAGAGCGCUCACUACCAAGCCUAGCUCUCUGGACCAGUUCAAGAGCAAACUUCAGAAUCUCAGUUACACAGAAAUACUGAAAAUCCGUCAGUCUGAAAGAAUGAACCAGGAAGAUUUCCAGUCUCGUCCGAUUCUGGAACUAAAAGAGAAGAUUCAGCCUGAGAUUUUAGAGCUGAUCAAGCAGCAACGUCUGAAUCGGCUCGUGGAGGGGACCUGCUUUAGGAAACUCAACAGUCGGCGGCGGCAAGACAAAUUUUGGUAUUGCCGACUCUCGCCUAAUCAUAAGGUCUUGCACUACGGAGAUUUGGAAGAAAGUCCCCAGGGAGAAGUCCCCCAUGAUUCCUUGCAAGAUAAAUUGCCGGUGGCAGAUAUAAAAGCUGUUGUGACAGGGAAAGACUGCCCUCACAUGAAGGAGAAAGGAGCUCUUAAACAAAACAAGGAGGUGCUAGAGCUUGCUUUCUCUAUAUUGUAUGACUCAAGCGGCCAGCUGAAUUUUAUUGCUCCAGACAAGCAUGAGUAUUGUGUAUGGACCGAUGGGCUGAAUGCCCUUCUUGGGAAGGAUAUGUUGAGUGAUCUAACACGGAACGACUUAGACACACUGCUCAGCAUGGAGAUAAAGCUACGCCUCCUUGACUUGGAAAACAUACAGAUCCCAGAUGCUCCCCCACCUAUCCCAAAGGAGCCUAGCAACUACGACUUUGUUUAUGACUGUAACUGAGGCUGCCACUGAAACUUGCGUCAAAACUGGAAAUACUAUGACUGGAGAGAUUUUUAAAAAAGAGAGAAUGAAAAAAGAAAAACCCACUUGCGCACCUUGGAUUUUGGCUUUGGGGAGGGGUGUUAAAACACUUGCAUUCCUCCCUAUUCCCUGCAUCCCUUCCUUUUCCUGUUCCCAUCUUCCCCAUGGCUCAUCCAAAUCCACAUUGCUUUAAUUAACUUUUAAUUGCAGGCCAGUGGCCAUGCUUAAGGCGAAGACCACCACUAAGAAGCACCCUCCCGAGGACUUUUUAUACAUUUUUAAUACAGGAAUAGACAUUCUUAAUUAUAAGGACAAUGCUACCAAACUGCAUGCCUGUGAAACCCACCUGGCAGGGCAGAGGCUUUAACUGGAAGGAGGGGGGAGGUAGGGAGCAGAAGCAACUACUGUAAGCAGAAGAUUUUCCCAGACACUCCCAAGAGUCUGCUCACAACUGAAUCCAAUGCAAUGAUGAAAAUUGUUAACUGCUUCCCAGUGCUUGCACCAUUUGUCACUGUCAUUAUUCUUUCCACUGUCACCUCGACUCUUGUCACCGGCCUUCACCCAACUGAUCGGCUCCCAAGAAUUGAAAGUCUGCAGGUUUUUGCUGUACCAUACGCUGCAAUGUUGCGACAGCUUUUAACUUCUUUUCCUCCCAGCUCUUAAAUAGCCCUACACUAGCAAAUCACUAGCACAGAUUGUGUAUGAAGCCACUAGUGUGUUCUGUCUCUAUAGCGUUCCCUAAGCCUCAGUUGCCUCUAAAAUUGGCUUGUUGCUACUCAAAGUGAUUUUUAUUUUCUUGGUCCAAAGUUCAACAGUAGUUUCCACAAAUUACUUCAAACUGCCAAACAUCCAGGUUUACAUUGUUGUCAUUGCUACAGUGUUACAAAUUUGCAAGGGAUUUUUUUUGUACGGGUUCUAAUUUUUUUUUUACUUUAUUUUGCCAAACAAAUAUAUUUAAUGAAAACUAAUUUCAUUGUGAGUACUUUUGGGGGACAAUAUUUUUACUUAAUUUCCAUUUGGAACGUUUGCCCGAAGGGAAGAAAACAAUAUUCCCUUCAACUUCGCUGUUGAAUAAAAAUCUGAGUUGUGAUGAUU
This is a messenger RNA of Struthio camelus australis, 3589 nucleotides long. It is a transcript of the gene ELMO1, whose product is annotated as engulfment and cell motility 1. Gene Ontology annotation, cellular component: guanyl-nucleotide exchange factor complex; plasma membrane. Gene Ontology annotation, biological process: actin filament organization; cell motility. NCBI's taxonomy places the organism in Eukaryota, Metazoa, Chordata, Aves, Struthioniformes, Struthionidae. The record is from RefSeq and is a predicted model, not a curated record.